AUGAUGGUUGGAGCUGCAAUCGUCGGUCUCGUUGGAGCAGCGGGUGUUUUUAUAUAUGAACAAAUUUACGCAGAGAAGCGAAGGACAAUGUUGGUAAGAGAAGUUGCGAGACUUGAUAAACAAGUUUCUUCAAUGAGAUCAGAAUUAGAAGCUUUAAGAGAACUGCAGAAAGAAGCCCAACUUCGAAGAUUGAAGCAGAAGCGGAGCACUAAACGACGCGAAAUUCCUAAAAUAGAAACCUCUGGAGAUACUGUUGACGCGCCGGAUCAGAGCUAUGCUUCAGAUUCUGAGUACUUCACUGAUUAUCAAUCAGUUGUAGUGACAGAUGUUGAGAUGGACAGUGAGGAGUUCUACGAUGUUCACACAGACGAAGAUGACGACGACACACUACGCGAGUCUUUGAAGAAUGGACAUGCAGCAGGGAACCUUACGUUGGAUGAGGAUAACUUGGAAAAAUCAGAUGUGCCAGUCCAAAAAUAUAUUAAGGAAAAUAGCACAUAG
Messenger RNA from Parnassius apollo (apollo), 501 nucleotides. The record is from the annotation of a GenBank genome assembly. NCBI's taxonomy places the organism in Eukaryota, Metazoa, Arthropoda, Insecta, Lepidoptera, Papilionidae.